Molecule: messenger RNA, 297 nt
Organism: Paramuricea clavata
Lineage: Eukaryota; Metazoa; Cnidaria; Anthozoa; Malacalcyonacea; Plexauridae
Source: the annotation of a GenBank genome assembly
GCCAUAAAAUCACAGGUUCCACAGGGAGAGGAGUGGCAUCAACCAACCGUCGUUAAAAGCUUCGUCCCGAAGGAAUUGAAUUCCUGCAAAGAAGUUCUCGUCAGAAUCGACAAAGUUCAGCCCGGACUUAAACAAAAGUACACGGGUCCUCAUGAAGUUGUUUCUAGAUCACCUAAAUCGUUUAUUCUCAAGAUAAAUGAUGGAGAAGAUUCUGUCAAUAUCGAUCGCCUGCGCCCUGCGUUUAUCCGAGAGGAAGAUGAUGAGAAGGAAACGGAAGUAUCAAUUACUGAAAAAUAA